Sphaerodactylus townsendi is the source of this 2203-nucleotide messenger RNA. It is a transcript of the gene TYW2, whose product is annotated as tRNA methyltransferase 12 homolog. Gene Ontology annotation, cellular component: cytoplasm. NCBI's taxonomy places the organism in Eukaryota, Metazoa, Chordata, Lepidosauria, Squamata, Sphaerodactylidae. The transcript has 8 exons. Gene Ontology annotation, biological process: tRNA methylation. The coding region runs from base 232 to 1521 and encodes 429 amino acids. The record is from RefSeq and is a predicted model, not a curated record. Gene Ontology annotation, molecular function: tRNA methyltransferase activity.
CCCGUAACAAACAUGGCGGCUUGAGUUAGUCCUUGGAGGGCGACGAAAAGCGUGACCGACCAACGAGUCAAACGGUAGAGCGGCAUGCCGCUAUUGCGCCUGGUUGACGAAUGGAUGGUUUAGGAGCAGCAGUGUGGAAAAACAUGUUGAGCUGUGAGCUCAAGUCAUGUAUGAAGCUUCCCAGUUCUAAUUCAAGCAAAUUGUCCCUUCUCCCUCCCAGUUUCUGACAAGAUGGAUGCAGAAAAGUUGAACUUCCACGGUACUGCAGCUCUCAUUACCAAACCACAGCAUACUCAACUGCUCAGGGAAUAUUUAGAGAGAGAGGGGAUCCUAAAUAGCCAUUUCCGUGUGCAGAAGCUUCCAAAUGGUGACAUGGCAUUGCCUGUGCUCAGUCAAAGAUUCCAGGAGCAUCACCUGCAGCACUUGAAGGAAGGCAUCCUGCCUGGGAGGACCUGUGCUUUGAUGUGGAUCCAGAAUCCCAUUCCCUCGAAAUCAGCUCAGGUCCGUUCGCCCAUCCAGAAACUGCAUGAAGAGCUGGAGUCUCUGGUGUUGAGCUGUGGGGCUGCGUGGUCCAAAGAACUGGAAAAAGAUCUGCCCCGCUCCUGGCAGCAGCUUGGGGACUUGGUUCUUCUGAACGAGGACAGCUUCAGAGCAACCCUGUGGGGAGAGAUAGGACCAGAGCUCUGGGAGAUGGUUGCUGGUGCUCUGGGGGCCAAACGUUUAGCGAGACAUGGACGUGUGCAGUCGGACUCCUUUCGGUCCCCGACAGUUACCCUGUUGUUGGGGAAAGAUGGCUGGGUUGAACAGAUGGACAAUGGAAUCUGGUAUAGGUUUGAUGUGACACGGUGCAUGUUGUCGGCCGGAAACAUCACCGAGAAGCUGCGGAUAGCGUCUCUGCAUUGUGCUGGGGAAGUGGUGGUGGAUCUCUAUGCUGGGAUCGGCUAUUUCACUCUGCCCUAUCUCGUUCAUGCGGGCGCUGCUUUUGUUCAUGCCUGCGAGUGGAACCCUCAUGCAGUGGAAGCCCUGCAGCAGAACCUGCAACUCAAUGGCGUUCAUCAUCGGUGCCGCAUUCACCAGGGAGAUAACAGGAAGCUGGAACUGCGAGAUGUGGCCGACAGAGUGAAUCUGGGACUGAUCCCAUCGUCAGAGGAAAGCUGGCCUGUUGCCUGCCGUGUCUUGCGGAAGGAUUUGGGAGGGAUCCUUCAUAUUCACCAGAAUGUGGAGUCCUUUCCGGGGAAGGCCCUUCAGCUAGGGCAGGAUCACCAGUGGCCAGCACCAACAAGUCAAGAGGACCGAGGGGGCAGUGAUACGGUAUCGGGUACUGGCGGAAGGGACCCGAGCCCCACGGCCCAGAAUGCAUGGCAGAAGUGGGCAGAGGCUACAGGGACCCAGAUCAGGAUAUUGCUUCAGGAAUUGGAUGGGAAGCCAUGGAGGACAAACAUCCUGCACAUUGAACUUGUGAAAUCCUACGCUCCCCAUGUGCACCAUAUAGUUUUAGAUCUGGAUUGCCGCCCCCUUUGAUAGCACACAGGAAAUGGCUGUUCUGCAGGGGCGGCCCCAGAAUGUUUCUCUCUUCGUGGUAACGAUUAAGCAGCGUCUUGGUGGAAAUGAGGCCGGGUAGAGAUAGUGAGCUCAAAGGCGAGGCGGGGGGCUCAAGGUCAAUAACAAGCUGGCAUAGGUUGGACCUACAGGACCAAAACAGAGAGGGGAAGAAAAGCUUCAACCCAGAAAAGGCAGAUAAUCAGGAAGGUUGACAAAAAGAACCUAAUAACUGAAGGAAUACUCAAGGGUUACAUGUGCCAAGGAGCAAGGCCAAUGUGCAAUGAGCUAGUGGUGUAUGAUUGUUGCACCACCAAGGAUGCCCUGAGUUCACACCAAGUCUGCAGGUCAGCUAGCUGUUGGACAGCAUGUCAGGCCUGCGCACCUUACCUGCUGGGAGUUUUGUGUGUCCAGAAAGUGUUUCUAAAGGGGGAGGAGGAAAGAAUUCUGUUCGUCCUCAAUUCCUGUCAUGGGGGGAGGAGGUCCACAUUCACAGUGCCUCGAAUGUAGAUUUCUGAUCUUCUCUGCAAAGUCGCAGAGGUACACUGACAGGAUUGAAAGAAGAAGACGUACAUCGUACAGCUUCACAUUUGUGUGUCCCGUUAUUGCCUGUAGUGCAUUCUCUGAAACAUGUAAAAUAAAUUUACAUGUGAUUUUUGUGUUA